GUUUUGAAUAAUGGGUUAAAGCUUAUAUCAAGAAACAACUGUCACACUGUUUAGACAGCUUGAAAUGAAGUUUUCACUAUGGAGCUCAACACAAUUACACAAGCCCAAUCUGUCAGCCUUCCAUCAAAAUUUUGGGGAUCAGUUACUUCUGAGUCUCUCUCUGGCUGUGAUAUUGAGCUGUUGGACUGCUGUUCCCUUUCUGGAAGUGCAGAGGCUAAGAGAACCUACCAUGAUUUGGAUUUUAACCAGGUAAAACUUUGGGAUUGUCAAAUAAACAAUCGGUGCGUUGCUUCCAUAUUUCCGCAACUUAUGCACAGCACAUUGAAGUUAACUGAUUCGAACCAGGGAUUGGAAGUUAUAUCAUUUAAUCUCGGGAUUUUGAAUCAUGUGCAGGGUUUUGAAUUCAUUAAUUCUUGCCAAGUCAUGGAUUUAUGAUCUGUCCUCUCUGAGAUCACUGUCUCCACAAGAUUGGGUAAAUAUGUCGGCAUGCAAACAGUAAGUUUUUGUGAUUCCUGCUUGACAUGUCCCAGUAAAUUUACACAGGUAUGCAUCCUCAGAUAUUUUAAUUUUUUUUUACUGCUGGGAAUGAUUGGUAGCUAAGCCCUGAAUGUGUAACAUU
Messenger RNA from Andrographis paniculata, 619 nucleotides. RefSeq lists its product as uncharacterized. The coding region runs from base 79 to 435 and encodes 118 amino acids. The record is from RefSeq and is a predicted model, not a curated record. Lineage: Eukaryota; Viridiplantae; Streptophyta; Magnoliopsida; Lamiales; Acanthaceae. The transcript is spliced from 3 exons.